Messenger RNA from Diaporthe batatas, 4193 nucleotides. Its product is annotated as mismatch repair ATPase MSH6. The transcript is spliced from 4 exons. Gene Ontology annotation, cellular component: nucleus; MutSalpha complex. The record is from RefSeq and is a predicted model, not a curated record. NCBI's taxonomy places the organism in Eukaryota, Fungi, Ascomycota, Sordariomycetes, Diaporthales, Diaporthaceae. Gene Ontology annotation, molecular function: mismatched DNA binding; ATP binding; ATP-dependent DNA damage sensor activity. Bases 236 to 3964 code for a protein of 1242 amino acids. Gene Ontology annotation, biological process: mismatch repair.
CAACAACGCGCCUCCCAUGAACGCGUCGUGAACUCUAAAGGGCCCAGUAUUUCGAGGAGUCGCCCUCUCUCCCGUGCUGGUGCCUCCCUACUCCCAGCGUUACUCGCCAGCACCAGCCUCGAGACACACGUACUGACUUGGUCUUUAUUUGCCGGCGCUCUUCUCUCUGCAUUGGGAUUCUGUCUGAUAUCUUUGUCUGCGUAAGCGGAUCGAAUUGGUCUGCUGUCCCAGGGAAAUGGGCGACAAACCCACCAGCGCCCCGGCUCGCACGCCGGCAAAGACGCCAGCAAAGACGCCGUCGUCCAGUGCGAAGCAGCAGAGCAUCCUGGGCUUCUUCUCAAAGGCCAGCCAGCCAAAGGCCAAGCCCAGUGCCGCUGCCUCUGUCUCCGCCACUGCCACGACGUCCACCUCCACCAAGACAGCCAAGGCGUCGUCGACGUGCCUCAAGGAGACCACAAAGGCCAAUGCCUUGUCCUUUGCCAAGCGCCCGUCCAACAUUACUCCCGUCCCUAGCAGCGACGCAGCUGGGCCAUUGAGCUCCCAGGAGAACGUUGAUGUCAUGGCCAUUGACUCCAAGGUACCCAGCGACUCCUUGCCGUCGCCAAAGUCUCCUGCUGAGCUCGACAUCCAGCCGGCGACCUCCCCCGCGGUGCUUGCAAGCAGCAGCCCUUCCCGAAAGGCCAAGAAAUCCGUCAACUACGCAGAGUCGUCCGACGAAGAAGACGAAGUCAUCACGUCGCGCAAGUCGCGUCCCACGCGGAAUAGGAACCGCGCCCGCACCGCUGUCAUGGACGACGACGAUCACGAGGACGAAUACGAGGGUCCAUUGGACGAUGUGAUGGAUGAAGACGAUGACGAUAUGGACGACUUCGUUGUUUCUGAUGAGUCCGAUGCACCCUCCAAGUCCAAGAAGAGAAAACGCCCAGCUCCCAAGUCCGCCCCGCCCCCCAGAAAGCGGCAACCUUCGUCGAGCUCCCCGACCUCCGCGCAGAUGGAAGAAGACAUUGACGACGAAGAUCUCCUCAAUGAAGCCUCCGGUACAUCAACGGCCCAGCAGUGGCGGUACGACCCCGAGGACAUCGGCAAGCGACAGGAGCACAAACCCGCGGCGGCGCGCAAACCGAGUCCAUCGGCUUCAAAAGCGAAAGAAAGAGCAUGCGAUAAGGAGCCAGAAAAGCGACACCGCUGGCUUGCAGAGCCUCUUGAUGGGGAUCGCAACCCCCCUGGCCACCCAGACUUCAACCCGGGUACCCUUUAUGUGCCGCCCAGCCAAAAGUUCUCGGCUUUUGAGCAGCAGUACUGGGACAUCAAAAAGAACCUCUGGGACACUGUCGUCUUCUUCAAGAAGGGCAAGUUCUACGAGCUGUACGAGAAUGAUGCUACUCUCGGUCACCAGCUUUUCGAUCUGAAGAUGACAGACCGCGUCAACAUGCGCAUGGUCGGCGUUCCCGAAGGCUCACUCGAUAUGUGGGUGAACCAGUUCAUCGCAAAAGGCUACAAGGUCGCCCGGGUCGACCAGAUGGAGUCGGCGCUCGGCAAGGAGAUGCGUGAACGCGAUGGCAAGGGUCUCAAGGCUACAAAGGGCAAAGAAGACAAGAUCAUUCGUCGAGAAUUGGCCUGCAUCCUCACCGGGGGCACUCUUGUUGACGGUAGUAUGCUCCAAGACGACAUGGCUGUUUAUUGUGCCGCCAUCAAGGAGUGCAUUAUCGACGGCCAGCCAGCCUUUGGAAUCGCGUUUGUUGACGCCGCCACGGGCCAGUUCUUCGUCUCCGAGUUCGUCGAUGAUGUGGAUCUCACCAAGUUCGAGACCUUUGUUGCCCAAAUCUGCCCUCGGGAAAUCCUUCUCGAGAAGUCGCACAUCUCUACCAAGGCAAUGAGAAUACUCAAGAACAACACCACCCCAACAACCAUCUGGAAUCAGCUCAAGUCCAACUCUGAGUUCUGGGGUUCCGACCAGACGCGCCGCGAGCUUGACUGCAGUGGCUACUUCGUCCGGGAGGGGGUCGAGGAAGAGGUCUGGCCCGAGGUGCUCGAGGAGUCUAGAGACAAGAACCUGUUGAUGUCGGCACUUGGCGCGCUCAUUCACUACCUGCGGGUCCUCAAGCUCGAGACCACUCUGCUGUCUCAGGGUCAUUUCCAGUGGUACACUCCUAUCCACAAAAAUGGUACGCUCAUUCUUGAUGGACAGACACUCAUCAAUCUCGAGGUCUUCUCGAACACGGUCAACGGCGGGCCCGAGGGCACACUCUUCGCCCUGCUGAACCGCUGUGUUACACCAUUCGGGAAGCGGCUCUUCCGCAACUGGGUCUGCCAUCCACUCUGCAACAUCGACAAGAUCAAUGAGCGCCUGGAUGCUGUGGACCUAUUGAAUGCCGACACCACCAUCCGUGAACAGUUCUCCUCCGAAAUGACCAAGAUGCCUGACCUUGAGAGGUUGAUCUCACGAAUUCAUGCCGGUGUGUGCAGACCAGAUGAUUUCGUCAGGGUCAUAGACGGGUUCGAGCAGAUCGACUACACAAUGACUCUCAUGAGUGCCUUUGGCGGCGGAAACACCAUGGUGGACCGUUUGAUCUCGUCAAUGCCCAGCCUAAAGGAGCCUCUUGACUUUUGGAAGAACGCCUUUGACAAGAGGAAGGCCCGCGAGGAAAAGCUAUUUAUCCCCGAACCUGGUAUCGAGGAAGAGUUUGACAGCAGUAUGGACAACAUCAAGCGGAUUAAAAAAGACCUCGAUGCUCUGCUUUCCAAGCAGAAGGGCAAUUUGAAGUGCCCAAAACUCAAGUUCUGCGAUGUUGGCAAGGAGAUCUACCAGAUCGAAGUCCCCAAGGCUGUCAAAGUCCCCAAGGACUGGCGCCAGAUGUCGGCGACCGCCGCAGUCAAGCGGUACUACUUCCAGGACCUCCUGACCCUGGUGCGCGAGUUGCAGGAGGCAGAGGAGAUACAUUCUCAAGUGAUCAAAGACGUUGCCGCGAGCUUCUUCAAGCGGUUUGACACGGACAACGAAACCUGGCUGCAAGCCAUUAGGGUCGUUGCUCAGCUUGACUGUCUCAUCAGCCUCGCCAAGUCAUCGACCGCGUUGGGCCAGCCAAGCUGCCGCCCUGUCUUUGUCGAUCAAGAGCGGAGCGUUGUGGAUUUUGAGGAAUUGCGCCACCCGUGCAUGUUGAAUAGUGUCGACGACUUUAUUCCCAACGACAUCAAGCUCGGAGGAGAGGGGGCCAAGAUUAACCUGCUGACCGGUGCAAACGCGGCCGGAAAGUCUACAGUGCUGCGCAUGUCCUGCGUCGCCGUGAUCAUGGCCCAGAUCGGCUGCUACGUCCCCGCCGUGUCCGCCAGACUGACCCCGAUCGACCGCAUCAUGUCCCGGCUGGGGGCCAACGACAACAUCUUCGCGGCGCAGUCCACCUUCUUCGUCGAGCUGUCCGAGACCAAGAAGAUCCUGUCCGAGGCGACCCCGCGGUCCCUCGUGAUCCUGGACGAGCUGGGCCGCGGCACGUCCUCGUACGACGGCGUCGCCGUCGCGCAGGCGGUGCUGCACCAGGUCGCGACGCACGUGGGCUGCGUCGGCUACUUUGCCACGCACUACCACAGCCUGGCGGCCGAGUUCGAGAGCCACCCCGAGAUCUCCCCGCGGCGCAUGCGGAUCCGCGUCGACGGCGCCAACCGGCGGGUGACGUUCCUGUACAAGCUCGAGGAGGGCGUGGCCGAGGGCUCGUUCGGCAUGCACUGCGCCGCCAUGUGCGGCAUCCCCGGGGCCGUCAUCGAGAGGGCCGAGGUCGCCGCCAGGGAGUGGGAGCACACCUCGCGCCUCAAGGAGAGCCUCGAGCGCGCCAAGACCGGGUGCUACAUCCCGCUCGGCGUGCUCAGUGACGUCUCGUCGCUGCUGAAGGGGCGUGUGGAUUCCGAGGGGAGCAGUGAGGUUCGCAGCGGCGGCGUGGAGGUUCUGCUCAGGGCCAUUGAGGCGCUGUGAAGGGGGUCCUGAGGGUCCAGGCGUGUCUGUGUUGCGUGACUGAAGGAUUUGACGGCUUUGAUGUUUGCUGCUUGGAUUGCUAGGCGUUGGGCGGUUGCUACAAUUGUGGACAUCUAUAGUUUCUCGUCAGUGUCAUGAUGAGGACGGUGUGCUUGUGUUUUGUACCUGAGUGUCGGCUAGGAAUAGCUAGAAGUGUAAUAGACACGUCAUGUCCGGUUUACCAUCCUGA